This is a messenger RNA of Malus domestica (apple), 1788 nucleotides long. RefSeq lists its product as uncharacterized. The record is from RefSeq and is a predicted model, not a curated record. Gene Ontology annotation, molecular function: single-stranded DNA binding; DNA replication origin binding. Gene Ontology annotation, biological process: DNA replication initiation; DNA replication. Gene Ontology annotation, cellular component: nuclear replication fork; nucleus. NCBI's taxonomy places the organism in Eukaryota, Viridiplantae, Streptophyta, Magnoliopsida, Rosales, Rosaceae.
AAAAAAUUGAAACUCUCCCUCCAAAGCCCUCCCAAACCUCUCUCCAAAAAAAAACAAGAAAAAGCCCUCUCAAACCUCGAGACAAUCUGCAAAUAAGACCGACUGCAACAAAAAUCACAGACGCGGAAGACGGAAGGAGAGAGAGAAAUCAAAACCAUGUCAAAACGUCAGGAUGACCUCGAUCUCCUUCUAUCUCUUCAAGACAGGGUUUUGGAAACCCCUCCUGGUUCACCUUCCCAUUCGCCAGGGUACCUAUCGAACGAUGAGUUGCGGAGCCAAAGAGGGCCGGCGGACAUGUCCGUGUUCAGGGAGGCUGUUGAGGACUGCCUUGAUUACCAACCCAAACCGGUUCAGAAGACUGGCAAGUUGAACCGGCCCAAUGCCUCAACUGAUCCAGAAGUGGAGAAGUUUUCGGGCUUGCGUAUCAGGAAGCAGUUGGUAACUCCCUUAGAGCUUAGUGAUCACUUUUCAGACAUUCGUUUUGUUCGGUUGUCUGCCAUAAAGAAUUCGUUGCGUGGGGAUACACUUACAGGAUGUUGGGCAACUGCGGGAGUGUUGACCGAGAAGGGGAUUCCAAGAACUAGUUCAAACGGGAAGAGUUAUUGUAUUUGGAAACUCGGGUGUCUGGAUGAAGAUACCAUUUCUGUCUUCUUAUUUGGUGAUGCUUAUGAGACUUACUUCAAAGAGCAGGCUGGAGUAGUUUUCGCUCUGUUUAAUUGCGCCGUACGCAAGGAUGCGCUGGGUGGUGGUUUUUCUUUGAGCGUGUAUUCAGCCAAUCAAAUGCUGAAGAUGGGUACUUCAGUUGAUUAUGGAGUUUGCAAAGGGAAAAGGAAGGAUGGAAUGGCUUGUACUGUAGUCUUAAACAAACGUCGUGGGAUAUAUUGUAAAUUUCAUAAAUCAAAAGAAUCACAGAAAUAUUCUUCAAUGCGAACUGAGCUCAAUGGGGGGAACUUGAGAACAGCAUUUCGGAGUCCCUCUAACUCAGAAGGAAUUUAUUUGGUUGAUCCUCUAUCUAACAAAACAAACUCAGGCAAAACUAAGCAGCCACUGAAGCUAUUAUCCGUGGAGGGGCUAAAGAAGGCACUAAGCAAUGGAAGUAAAGUGACUACAAAUACACACUCCCAAGGAUUAAGGUUCCUGGCGGCGGUCACAGGGAAGACAGAUCCGAAAGACGUCCUCAAAGAGUCAAAAUUGCAAAGCAAACAAACCUCCAGCGUAGAGAAGAGGAAACCAUCUUCUACAAGCACGGAUCCAUCCGCAGUCAUCAGAAACCAGCAACUGGAUGCGAAAAGAAUGAAAACUGAAAAGGAGAAUAGUUUGACAGGCAAAACAAAGCCGGCCACAGUAAAGAUGAUGGAGUUACAUUACAUAAGCUCGGACGAAGGAUUCUGAGCCGUAUUUGCAGUAAUUCUAAACAUCUUGGCUAAAUUAAUGUCGAGUUUCAAUUAUUGGGACGUAAGUGCGCAUGAACAAGCAUACGGGUGAUUCCGCUCUCAGUUCAAAGUUGGAAAAGACCAAGAAGAUCCAGCACCAAGGAAUGGAGCAAGCAAGAUUCCUAGAGCUGUCUGGUUUGGUCACUGAAGAUCUGCAACAAAGUUUUGUAAGAUUCUUGCCAAUACAUGUAGCUGUUCAAUCUUUUAAAGUUAAUUUAAAAUUAUACAGUAUAUUCCAACCUGACAUUUAAUUGUUUAUUAGUGUUAACAACAAUGAGAGAAUUGUACUAGUUAUUUAUUUAUUUUGCCAAUCAGGAGCAAUUUGUCUUAAUUUAUAGGUAAAGUGGUCAAAGAA